UGGCCUCAGCAAAAGCAUAUCCUCGAAGCAGGCUCAGAACGCAGGGGAACAUAUGCCUCGGUCGGCAACUUUCCGAAGAAUGGAGGCCUGCCACACCACAGAUCAUGAUCAAGGGCAAAAGAUGCGCUGAAGUCGGUCUACCAACAGGCUGUCACACGUUUCCCAGCGCUCGGAAGCGAUGAUGAGCGGGUCUAACCAAUGCAAAUCGCGCUGUAAGCCCUGUCUCCGUUCUAAGGAUAGCCAAGCUCUCUAGGUAUAUAUAUACAUGAGAACUCGAUGGUAACAAGACAAUAGCGCUAUCGAUCUAACGUCUCUCUACGCCUGUCACGACUCCUAACGAACCUUUCGACCAUUAACGUAUAUUCCAAACGACUAUCAGAAAUGACGAAGCUUAACCAGCCUCACAUUACCCUGGCCGAGAACGAUGUCAUCCCUCCCACUAAUGUUUUGAGACCACGAACAUUGGUUCUUUGCUUCGACGGCACGGGAGACCAGUUUGACAACGAUAAUUCCAACGUUGUUCAGCUAUUUUCUCUCCUGCAGAAGGAUGACCAUAGGCAGCAGAUGGUUUACUACCAGGCUGGCAUCGGCACUUAUACGGUACCUCAAAUUGCGACUCCAAUUAUGUCCAAGGUAUCCAAGGCUAUGGAUGAGGCCGUAGCUUGGAACCUUGAUGCGCACGUCAUGGAUGGCUAUUCGUUCCUAAUGGAGAACUACCAAGGAGGUGACAAGAUUUGCUUGUUCGGCUUCUCGCGUGGCGCGUAUACCGCACGUUCGUUGGCCGGCAUGAUCCAGAAGGUUGGCCUUUUACCGGCAGGGAAUCACCAACAAGUGCCUUUUGCGUACAAGAUGUACACUCGGGCAUCAGAACAAGGGUGGAAGCAAAGUGCCGCUUUCAAAAAGGCUUUCUCUAUCGAUGUUGACGUUGAGUUUGUCGGAGUCUGGGAUACCGUGUGUUCGGUUGGUUUGAUCUCUCGACGACUGCCAUUCGUCUCCUCCAAUAGCGCGAUCCGGUUCUUCAGACAUGCAGUGUCGCUUGACGAACGUCGCGCCAAAUUCAAAGCUAACCUAUACAAUCGUCCCACGGAAGCUGAGAGCAAACUUGGCGUCCAGCCCGGACAAAUGCCUAAGUCUGGUGUUACACCGUCAUCGUCAAAACUUGGCAUGCCAGAAGCAGUCCAAGAUUGGAUUCACAAGACAACCAACAGUGCCCAGUUGGAGGAACAACGCCAAGCCGAGCGAGAAAUUGAGUUCACGAAACAAGACCACAACGCACUUGAUACUGACGUAAAGGAAGUUUGGUUCGCUGGCUGCCAUUGCGAUGUCGGAGGAGGCUCUGUACCGAACGACACCCGACAUAACUUGGCGCGUAUCCCUCUCCGAUGGAUGAUUCGCCAAUGUUUCCUUACGAACACAGGUAUCCGCUUCCACUCAUCCCUCCUGAAGAAAGUCGGCUUGGACUCUGCUUCUUUGUACCCUAUUGUGCAGCCUCGGCCCCCAGCACUUUAUUUCACCCCAACGCAUAAUCGCACGCCAACAGACGCCACAUUGGUCGGCACGGAGGAUUCAGACAAACAUCUGACUGAAGAGGAAGAAGACUUGAAAGAUGCCCUUUCUCCAGUUUACGACCAAUUGCUGCUCAAGCCUUUUUGGUGGAUUUUAGAACUUCUUCCGCUUUCUCAACGGUAUCAACGAAAGGAUAAUACAUGGAUUGAGAAGUUGGUGAUCAAUCGCGGGCGGGGGAGAGUCGUUCCGAAGUUCACGGAGAAAGACUUCUAUGUACAUCGCUCAGUGAAGAUCCGAAUGGAUGGCAAAGGACUCAAGGGAGGCUCUUACUCACCGAAGGCUCGUUUCUCCACUGAGCCCACAUGGGUAGACUAACGUUCUCGACCGCAUCCGGUGGUUUGUCUCUAAAUCGAUACCCUAUGUACGCUAUGUUAUUGAUCCAUUAAUAGUGAGAACAUUUUAUCUCUGCUCUGUUAUGCUUUGUUUUGAUCUUCAGCAAGUGGCUGCUUGGGUGGACCACGGGUCAAGGAACUCCUUAUGAGACGUCCAUCUGAA
This is a messenger RNA of Somion occarium, 2061 nucleotides long. The record is from the annotation of a GenBank genome assembly. NCBI's taxonomy places the organism in Eukaryota, Fungi, Basidiomycota, Agaricomycetes, Polyporales, Cerrenaceae.